ACCACCAGCUCCGAUUCACUUGCAUUGCCUUCAUGUGAUGUGAUGAUCCCCUCAAUUCCUCGCGAUCCCGCCGUGCCGACCUCAUACUCGGCCAUGGACGCCCCCGGCCGCGUCGUCCGCGCCCACUUCGCCGACCCCGACGACGCCACCGACUCCGACUCCGACGACGGCCGCCGCCGCAGCGUCCGGGUAAUCGAUCUGCUUCCGCCCUCCGCAAGGGUGCCCCAAAGGAAGAAGCUUGUGCACUACCCCAGCGACGAUCGCCCCGGCGGGGAGCGGCAGGGCCAGGGGAGGGGCCGCCGCCAGUUCCGCGGCGUGCGGCAACGGCCGUGGGGCAAGUUCGCGGCGGAGAUCCGCGACCCCAACCUCGGGAAGCGCGUCUGGCUCGGCACCUUCGACACCGCCGAGGAGGCCGCCGCCGUCUACGACGCCGCCGCGAUCCGCCUCCGCGGCCGCCGGGCAGUCACCAACUUCCCCUUCUCGACGUCUUCCGCGACGCCGUUCUCGUCCGUGCCGUCGCCGAUGAGCUCGACGGCAAUCGCCCCUACUCCUACUCCUCCGGUGCGUUUCUCCGAGGCGGAGAGCUCCUCGGCCUCUCCUCCGUCCACCCAAUCGUCGUCGGUGGUCGAUGCGGACGAGGACGUGGCGGGGAUGCGGUGGUUUGAGGACGAGCCUGCGUUCGAAUCGAUGGAGUUCUGCCUGCCGUCGGCGCCGACGGCUGGCCAGUGUGAGUUCGGCGACCUCGGUGAUCUCGACGACCUCUUCUCGCCGGAGCCGGAGCCGGAGCCGGCGAGCCGUAAUUUCCCUGGGGAAAAUUUUCGUCUUUAACAAAUCGUGAGAUGAGAGGAGUAUUAUGUACAGAACUUGUCGCAUAGUAAUCUUGUUUUGUUUUGUUUAAGGAGGUUGGGAGCCGAAUCAGUUUAGAUUAGAAAUUUAGAAUGUCUGUAUCUGCCCGCGAAAUCCAACAAUAUUUUCACUCUUGUGCGAUGUGCGAUGGAACAACCUUUGCCUUCGCAACGAACGCCGCGCGUCUCUCCUCCGCUGCAUCCUAGUCGCCUCCUGCAUCACCGUCAUGCCGCCGGACGCCGAUGAGUGGGCCGUGGUCGAGCGCCGGGGCCCGCACCUGCUGGAGUCGGGGCGGCCCUUCGUCGUCCACGGCUUCAACACCUACUGGCUCAUGUACUUCGCCGCCGACCCCGCCACGCGCCCCACGGUCACCGCCGCCCUCGCCGAGGCGGCCGACGCCGGGCUCAACGUUUGCCGCACCUGGGCCUUCAACGACGGCGGCGACCGCGCGCUGCAGCUGAAGCCCUCCUCCUACGACGAAGAGGUCUUCCAGGUGAGCUUUGGCUGCUUCGGGUGGGCACGGCACGAUGCAUGUUUGAUGAAAUGCGUGGCAACUUGCUUGGGAUAUUGAUGAUGCAGCCAACUUGCUUGGGAUGCCAAUUUUGAUUGGGGAGUUUGGGGUAUCACUUAAGGACGGGAGGUUCGGCAAUGAAUUCCGAGAAUCUUUCAUGGAGACAGUUUACACAAUUUUCUCGAGCUCUUGGAAGAGUGGAGUGAUUGGGGGAGGCUGCCUUGUUUGGCAGCUCUUCCCUGAAAGUGCAGAGCACAUGGAUGAUGGUUAUGCAGUUAUUUUCAGAAAAUCAUCAUCCACAUUAAAUGUGCUUUCAAAUCACUCAAGGACUCUGGAAUAUUGAGAAUGUGCUGCCUACUUUUCUUCUUACCUAUAUUACACGGUCCAUGUUCUAAGUUUCUUUUUCAAGCCAAAGACAUCUGAAAAUUUGAAUGCUCAGUGUGUAAAUUGUAAGGCCCUAGUAUAUGUUGUCUUUUGGCUCUCAAAACUAAUGUUAUGUUAUGUAAAGAAAAGCUAAAAUACUAAUUUGUAAGGUGAAAUUCCACCCUUCCAUCAUGCACUUACCUAAUGGCAUCAUAACAAUAUCCUUAUGUACUGGAGUAUUUUCUUGUUUGAAUACAAACUGUUGUUUCAUCCUUUAUAUGCCCUGAGUUGGUUGUCUAUCAUGAAAUUGUUUGAAGUGAAAGUUAUAUUGUCCAUCAUCUGUGAACUUUUAGACAUGUAAGAAAUAUGAUUCCUUAUAGAUAUGUACUUUAUGACAUCAAAAACUCAUAAAAGGUCUUUGUUAGAUUAACACUAACCAACCAAAGGCCCUAAGGUAUAUAGAUCUGAAUCCUCCGGUGCAAUUAAAACUGCUACCGAAGUGACAUGUAUAUUUUUCCCUUUUUCAUGAGUGACUUGUGAUCAUGUUUAAAAUGGAACAAGACCAUAUCUUAGUUGCACCCUUGAACCAUUUAUGCAGAUGUACCUUGAAUAUUCACUUAGAAACAUCUUUCACAAAAGUGAGAUCCUAAAUCUGGUGCUGAUUAUUGUGUGUGGCUAAUAUUACGAGUAGGGUAGGCCCCACACUGUAGCUUUCUGCAUACUUGUAUCAUAGAGAUUUGGCUAUUAAAUUAAAGAGCUGUUCUGGUGCAGAGAAGAAGGGACUGUGAUCUGUAUCUAUGACCAAAACCUCACUGGGUGGCCACUUCUUGAUCAUGGAAUCUUGCUGUUCAGGGUUCAGCAUAUGGUCACGCUCUGCCUUUAUGAAAAUCCGUUUGACUCGAUUUAAUCUCUCAUCGUCUCCUUCAAAGCUUGCAGUACUAAUAGCUGCUGCAGGCCACGGUCGCAUCAGCAUUGAAGCAAGGACUGAUUCCUACCAGAUAAAAAAAGUAUGUACAAGUAAAUUUCACAUUAGAAUUCACCUGUUCAUUGGAGCAGAUAUUAAGUUUGUCAAGAAAUUAUUGCUAAAGAAAUACGAAUAGGAAGUAAUAAAAAAAUAUCAUUUCAGAAGUUGGAUUAUUGUAAUACUACGUUUAGAUUUUGGUCGUAUAAGUAGUAGUUUAGUAAAGAGGGUGGUAUGUUAACAUUUUUCUCCCAAGGUACAUUUCAUACAACAUAGAUGUAUAAUACCUCUUCAGGGCUUUGUUGGGAUAGUCGAUCACGUUGGAAUUCUAGUCUCAAGGCAACGGUUGUUGGAGGAUCAUCUGCUGCUGCACCAAAUGUUAAUUCAAUCUCAUUCUCAGGCAAAGUUGGUAAUCCCUGUUACAUGUUAAUAUUCAAAGGAUGUAAUUCGCCGCACAUAAUAUUAUGACAGAAGAUUUUUAAUAAUAGUGAACUCAUAAAGAAAUAAGGUCUCUCCUGCGUGUUCGAUUUUUUUUAAUAAAAAAUAAGGUAAGUUCAUAUAAUUAUUUCAGAGUUCUAUCGAAAUCUUCUGUACUUUUUGCUUCACGGCUAAGUCAAUUUUUGCCCUACCUUCUAUCAUAAAUAGUUUAGCUAUUGCAACUAUGUGAUGCUCAUGAGUUAUUACAUUUCGACCUUAAUGUUGAUGUUCUUCGCAUUUGUGCUAUAUGUAUCUUUAUUUGUUGUAUUGUUUAUGGGUUACAUUCUGAUCAGCUCCUACGGGGUCUAUGCUUUAAUUUACAAAGAAAGGAAAGUGAAUGUUGAAAACAUUACAUCUUUCUUAUCUUCAUCAGUUUGCAAUCCAAAUGGUAGCAUUGUAGCUGCCACAAAAAAUGCUUGACUGAUCCUGUCAACAAAUUCAUGCAUUGCAUGAAUUACACUCAGCCCUCCAGCACCAUGCCCGACUAGAAUCACCUGGAGUAAGAUUGAAAGUUAGCAUGGUACACUGAGCAUUAAUCAUAAAUAGAUCCUUAGUUAAGCAUUUUUGCUGGAGCCAACUGUAAUUCCUGACAUUUAUUAAUAUUGUAUAGCAAGCGUGUAAUUUCAUCAGGUAUUGUUGUAGAUACAACUACAAGGAUCAUGACUUAAGUGCAAUUAAGAGUUAGUUGAAACUGGUUCCACCUACUUUCAUGUAAUGUGUUUUUUUUUUAAAAAAUAGCAUAAAUCAUUAUGUUUCUGGCCAUUUCUGUUGCAAUUCAUAUUACUAAUAUUAUAGAUUAUAUACCAAGAUGUUACUCAACCAUUUAAUAUAAGUUUUCUGGCAAAAAGGGAGAACAAGGCACACACCUUCUCACCCUCUGGCAAGGUUGAGAUGAGGUCCAUGAGCGGCUUGUCGUACUGCUUGAAUGAUCGGACAGUGUUGGGAUCGGUAGGAUCAACUCCACCUCCGGCAAGGUCAAUGCAUGUGACGCGGUAACCGGAGCCCUCAAGGAGCCAACGGAGCUUGAACCAGCACCAGGCUCCAUGACCUUCCCCAUGAACAAGCACAAAGUGCUCCUUUGCCAUGCCCAUUAGUUUGGCCUCUCCCUAUCAAUCCAAGUUUCUGUUACCAUGGAUAUUAACUAUUUGAUGGACAUGCAGCAGGGUAACUGCAUUUGCAUGGCCAAUUCCAAAUGUCAAACCAAGCAGGCAUCCAGUGAGUUCUACUCUAAAUAGAGGGGGUCUCAUGCCGUGUCUCCAUUUGUGGUAUGCAAAACGGCUUAAUAUGGUAGAUGACGCAGGGUACAUUGUGUGGACCAGCUAGUUUUUCUCCUUGCGGUUUAUGUGACUGAUUGACAUUUGGCCUUCUGAUGGUUUUCUAUCUCCUAUCUUUCUGUAAUCUAGUUGCUCGUUGGUAUAUUAAAGGCUCAAAUAUAGUUGAUCCUUCAUUACAAAACCUUGUAGUACAUACAGGUAAUAUAGACAUGCACCAUACAUAUAUUUAACUAAUUAUGUUUUGUGGUAGACAGCUGACAAACAAUCUAUUGAUACAUUGCAACUCAAAUUGGCAUAUAACAUAACUUAAUGAGCAGAUCAAGCCUCCAAUUGGAUUGCCGAUACGGUUCGCCACCAGUCACAAUGACCCGAGGAUGAGCUCCAAGAGAUGGUCUGGUGCAGAGAAGAAAGGACUGUGGUCUGUGUCCAUGACCAUCACCUUUCUCGGUGGCCAACGAUGAAUCAUGGCCUCCUGCUGCUCCACCUUCAACUUUGAAGCACGGCUGGAAAUGGGCGCAGCAGAAUGGAAGCAAGCGUGGAGUCCUGCACAAAUGUUAACAAUGAAUGUGCUGGAAAAUAUCCUUGGCAAAUGAUUCGCUGCAGCAAUUUAUUCAUUGACCUUGCAUUAUAUUAUACAAACCUCUUGGGAGCAUUGUUGGUACAGGAUUGGGCGCUGGAACUCCUUUCUUAGCACCAUGCUUGUAGGCGUAUGAUCUUCUCCCAGACCAAAGUUCAGGUCGUACACAUCCCCACCAAACUCUGAUAAAUCAGACACAAGAGGGAUACUUGAACAAAGUUGUGACAAGAAAGCAGAGGGAAAUUUUUUGAAUCACAUCUUUGAUGUCUUGUUCUGUUUGGUAGCCAAACGGGAGCAUGGUUGCUGCUAUGAAGAUUGCUUGCUUAAUUUUGUCUCCGAACAAAUGCAUCACGCUUAAUCCUCCUGCGCUGUGUCCUACCAGAAUUACCUGACAAACAACGAUACAGAGUUGUCUCUAAUUUCUGGAAGCAAUGUAUUGUCUGAACUGAAGUAUUGACAAGAUGUAGAUGUUUAAUUAAGAAAAACAAAGGGAUAUGAUA
Molecule: messenger RNA, 5509 nt
Organism: Panicum virgatum (switchgrass)
Lineage: Eukaryota; Viridiplantae; Streptophyta; Magnoliopsida; Poales; Poaceae
Product: ethylene-responsive transcription factor 11-like
Exons: 3
Coding region: 43-828 (261 amino acids)
Biological process (GO): regulation of DNA-templated transcription
Molecular function (GO): DNA-binding transcription factor activity; DNA binding
Source: RefSeq, a predicted model, not a curated record